Linderina pennispora is the source of this 1351-nucleotide messenger RNA. Its product is annotated as trypsin-like serine protease. Bases 120 to 1130 code for a protein of 336 amino acids. The transcript has a single exon. Gene Ontology annotation, molecular function: serine-type endopeptidase activity. Gene Ontology annotation, biological process: proteolysis. The record is from RefSeq and is a predicted model, not a curated record. NCBI's taxonomy places the organism in Eukaryota, Fungi, Kickxellomycota, Kickxellomycetes, Kickxellales, Kickxellaceae.
GGGCGACGUGGUAGAGAAGGGGGGGGGAGCAUUGGCGGCGAGGCAGAUGCUCCCUCCAUACCCUUUUUCACUUAGCAUACAGUCAGCAAGCAUCCACACAGAUACUACAGUAGUGAAGCAUGUUUGACAAGCGGAUAGUCGGCGGGCGCGAGGCAAAGCAGGGCGAGUUUCCGUUUGUGGCCCAUCUCAGCUACACUCGCGACAAGAUGCCCAUCCAGUGCGUUGGCACGAUUCUCCACGACCAGAUCAUUCUGGUGCCCGCCUUUUGCGUGGUUCACCAGGGCACAGAGCAGGUCAUCCGUCCAGACGAGCUGCUGAUCGGCUACGGCUCGGUCGAGCGCAGCAAGCUCCGCCAUGCGCGGGUGCUCGAAAUCGCCGUACACAGAAAGUACACACAUAAUGGCAUCCACAACAACAUCGCACUGGUUAGGAUCGAGCCGCUAGAGUUCUCCGAGACUGUCAACCGCAUUCCUGUGUUCUCAGGCAGCGUCUCGGCCCGCGAGCGCAUGGAGGUGAUGGGCUGGGGAGCCGACGACCAGAUUGGCGCCAAGUGGUCCGAGACUCUGAAAACCACAGAUGUGCGCAUUGGCGAGAGUGCACGGUGCCAGCGCUCAGAAAACUACAACGGGGUCGAGGGCCGUGUGCUGUGCAGCGACAAUAUGCUGAACCCGGGCCACGACCUGUGCAAUGGCGAGGUUGGAGCGCCGCUGGUCCAUGAUGUCGAUGGCCAGAAACAGCUGGUUGGGAUAUACAGCUACCACAUAGACCUGUCCAAGGAGGGCUACGACUUGUGUGCCAAGGACUCGAGCCUUGCAUACUACACACAUGUCUACAGCUACCUCGACUUUAUUGCCUCGACAGUCGGGGUCCCUGUCGACACCUUCACCAAGUCCCUGCAUGAGCCAGCCGGCAGUCCAGCAGCACCCAAGAAGCUGGGCAAGGGUGCCGUGGCCGGCAUCGCGGCCGGAUCGGCUGCGCUUGCCCUGCUGCUGUUUGCGGUCCUUGUCAAGGUGUGGAGGGUGCACCAGGCGCAGAAGAGGACUGCUUGGGGCCACACGUAUGAGCUGGCGUCGCGCACUGCGGAGGAUGACGAAGACGAUGAGAUUGUCGCCAUUGCCCCGAGCCACUAACGGCAUCUAAUGCCAGUUCUCUAGCACAGGUCACAAGGCAACCCAGUCCAGCAUUGCCUGUGUCCGGUUUUCGCCCAGUUGGACACUCAUUGGACGCGCUGAAAAAUCAGCAAUUUCGACAGGACUAUAUAUAAGGGCCGUCUAUUUCCGACAUGGAUGGGGGCGUGGGCGCACUCUUUGCCUGCCUGCUGCAUGCCGUCUAUGCUGGCCAGAAUCCCAAU